Protopolystoma xenopodis is the source of this 306-nucleotide messenger RNA. NCBI's taxonomy places the organism in Eukaryota, Metazoa, Platyhelminthes, Monogenea, Polystomatidea, Polystomatidae. The record is from the annotation of a GenBank genome assembly.
AUGCGUGUAUACCUCUCAUUCAGACCACUCCUUCAUGUCGACCAAUCCAAUCACUUUGCAUCACAGCAAGCGCAGUAUCAAACCCAUCGGACCACGACCUCCCGUGACACCGCGCAAGGAUUCCAGCGGGAAGUCAGCAUGAUUGAAACACACUUCAUGGCUCUGGUUGAAUUUCGGCAAUCGGCCUACACUCGCAAAUAUUUUAGCAUCUUAGCCUUCAACCACCGAGUUUUAUCUUUUUUCGAGAUCCGCCACCGACUCAAGCCGAUAGUAAGCACUAAUUUGCUGCUAACUCUUCUUGUGUAG